Molecule: messenger RNA, 2607 nt
Organism: Prunus persica (peach)
Lineage: Eukaryota; Viridiplantae; Streptophyta; Magnoliopsida; Rosales; Rosaceae
Product: pollen receptor-like kinase 3
Exons: 3
Coding region: 383-2482 (699 amino acids)
Biological process (GO): protein phosphorylation
Molecular function (GO): protein kinase activity; protein binding; ATP binding
Source: RefSeq, a predicted model, not a curated record
UUACCUCAAUAUUUAGUAACAUAAUUUUUUAUUAUUAUAAGAAAUAUCAACUUUGCGGUGACUCUGGCCCUAGAAUAGAAUUUAUUUACAAUGUGAUUGCAGCUGGAAACCCAGGUAAGCAAAGUCCAUAAUGUUCAAUGAAAAAGAAAACGGUUAUAACGGUUUUUUGAACCAGGCUUGACUUGUUCAAAGAAAGAAAGGGUGUUCACCAAGUCCUUUAGGCCUCCCUCUCAUUCUGAGGCUCUUUAGGCCUCUCUGAUUUCUGAGGCUCUCUUCCUCUCACCCACCAAAAAAACACAAAAAACAAUCACCCCCAAAAUUUUUGCACACCCCAACUACGAUGCAGCACACAACCAAAAAAACUUUUUCCGACUAAAAAAUUAUGGCCGUAACCUGGUUUUUCUAUCACCGGCCGCACCACCUACUCUUCUUCUCCAUCAUUUUCUUUGUCCUCCCUUGUAUAGCAUACUCGCUAGCCGAACCCGAAGCCUUGCUCAAGCUCAAAGAAUCCUUUAAAAAUGCCGAGGCACUCAAUUCUUGGACCCCCGACACUGCGCCAUGUGCCCGAAACACACAAUGGGCAGGACUUAUUUGCGCCGAUGGCAUCGUCACAGGGCUUCGUCUCGGGGGAAUGGGUUUAGCAGGGGAAAUUGACACGAAGGUCCUAGCUGAAAUCAAGGGCCUUCGCACCAUGAGCUUCGCGAACAAUAAUUUUUCGGGGCCAAUGCCCGAGUUCAACACCUUGGGUCCUGUGAAGGGUCUUUACUUGUCGGGCAACCAAUUUACAGGGGAGAUUCCGUCUAAUUUUUUUGUCAAGAUGGAGUCUCUGAGGAAGCUGUGGCUUUCGAAUAACAAAUUCACUGGCAACAUCCCUCCUUCGUUGGCCACGAUUCCCAAUCUUCUCGAGCUGCACCUCGAAGACAAUGGAUUCAGUGGGAGCAUUCCGGUGAUCAAUCAAUCAACGUUGGUGUCACUCAACAUGUCCAACAACAAAUUGGAGGGGGAAGUUCCUGCCAGCAUGUCGAAAUUUGAAGCGUCGUCGUUUGCUGGGAAUGCCGGCCUCUGUGGAGGGAAAUUGGGCAAGGAAUGUGCAAAGCCAGAGCCUCCUCCUGCAGCAUCAACAACCCCUAAUGAGAACAACAACAACAACAACAACAACAACAACGACAACAAUGGUGGAAAUGUGUCAGUAGCUUCGGCGGUGGUGCUGGUUGCUCUCAUCGUCCUGUUUUUCGUGAAGUCGAGGCGGAAGGGGGAGGAGGAAGAUUUCGACAUGCCCGGGAAGGAGAACAUAGAGAAAGCAGAUCAUCCGGACUCGGUUGAGCUGAAUGUGUCGGAGAUAAAACAAAAGGAAGUGGUGGUGGACCGCCCCUCAAGCUCGAAAAGGACAGGAAACAGCUCGAGAAAGGGGUCCAACAAUGGCAAGGGAGGCGGAGGAAUGGCAGAGCUUGUGAUGUUGAAUGAGGAGAAAGGUGUUUUUGGGCUGCCAGAUUUGAUGAAGGCCGCCGCGGAAGUGCUUGGAAAUGGGGGCUUGGGGUCAUCUUACAAGGCGGUCAUGGCGAACGGGUUCGCGGUAGUGGUGAAGAGAAUGCGGGAGAUGAAUGGCAUGGGAAAAGAUGGGUUUGAUGCAGAGAUGAGAAGGUUUGGAAGUCUACGCCAUUGGAACAUCUUGACACCUCUGGCAUACCACUACCGGAAAGAGGAGAAGCUCUUGAUCUAUGAGUACAUUCCCAAGAGUAGUUUGCUUUAUAUAUUACAUGGUGAUCGGGGACCGUCCCAUGAUGAACUUGAUUGGCCUGCCAGGCUAAAGAUUAUUCAAGGCACAGCAAAAGGGCUGGCUUAUAUUCACACAGAAUUUGCAUCAUGUGAUGUGCCCCAUGGCAAUCUCAAAUCAAGCAACAUACUACUUGGCCCUGACUAUGAGCCAUUGCUCUCAGACUUUGCAUUUGGGCCUUUGAUCAACACUGCAAAUGUAGCACAAGCGCUAUUUGCAUACAAAGCCCCGGAAGCUGCAGAACAUGGCCGAGUCUCUCCCAAAUGUGAUGUGUAUUGUCUAGGGAUCAUAAUUCUUGAAAUCUUGACAGGAAAGUUCCCUUCUCUAUACCUCAACAAUGGGAAAGGAGGGCUUGAUGUGAUCCAAUGGGUUCGAUCAGCAAUCUCCGAAGGGAGAGAAUCCGAAUUGUUAGACCCCGAAAUUUCAAGCACGAAGGCUUCACUUGGUGAAAUGGAGAAGCUCUUACACAUUGGGGCAGCAUGUACUGAGAGCAAUCCAAAUCAACGAUUAGAUAUGAGGGAGGCCGUUACAAGGAUAGAGCAGGUACAAGUUUUGGGAAGUGACCAUGUGCCACGCACAAGUCAUGCACCAACUUUGAGAGAAGGGGUUGGAGAGCUCCCCGGGGAGACAAGGCUCGAAUCAAACACGAUCGGAAGUAGAUCAGGGCGCCUUGAUGGAGACAAUGACGCUGCCUUUUCCAUAUCUUAAUUGGCGAUCGAGUUAUGUUAGGCAAAGGCAAAAUGAUAGAUGGUGGUGUGACCUCAAAAGAAAACUUGAGCUUCAAGGAAGGGAGUCAGAGUCAGAGUCAAAGUCAGAGAGACCUCCACAAUGGU